Molecule: messenger RNA, 2443 nt
Organism: Ochotona curzoniae (black-lipped pika)
Lineage: Eukaryota; Metazoa; Chordata; Mammalia; Lagomorpha; Ochotonidae
Gene: PKP1
Product: plakophilin 1
Exons: 13
Coding region: 228-2411 (727 amino acids)
Biological process (GO): intermediate filament bundle assembly; cell-cell adhesion; cell-cell junction assembly
Cellular component (GO): plasma membrane; cytoplasm; adherens junction
Molecular function (GO): cadherin binding
Source: RefSeq, a predicted model, not a curated record
GGGAGGUGCAGGCCGGGGGUGGUAUAUCCUGUCUGGCGGAGGGCGGGUCUCGCCAGUGCCACCGAGGGACGAGCCGGGUUGGAGGCGCCAGGAGAAGCUGCCGGGAGCCUCACUCUAUGGCCAUAGGGAGCCGCUGAGAACCAGAAGAGCACGCUGCCAUCGCCCGCUGCACCGCACGCCCUCCCUCGCUGCUCUGCCCGCCCGGCCGGCCCGCACCUCCCGCCACCAUGAACCACUCACCGCUCAAGACCGCCCUGGCGUACGAAUGCUUCCAGGACCAAGACAACUCCACGCUGGCCCUGCCGUCCGAUCAGAAGAUGAAGACGGGCACGUCGGGCCGGCAGCGAGUGCAGGAACAGGUGAUGAUGACGGUCAAGCGGCAGAAGUCCAAGUCUUCCCAGUCUUCCACUCUGAGCCACUCCAACCGAGGUUCCAUGUACGAUGGCCUGGCCGACAAUUACAACAACUACGGGACCGCCAGCCGGAGCAGCUACUUCUCCAAGUUCCAGGCAGGAAACGGCUCAUGGGGAUACCCGAUCUAUAAUGGGACCCUCAAGCGAGAGACGGACAACAGGCGCUUCAGCUCCUACAGCCAGAUGGAGAACUGGGGCCGCCAGUAUCAGCGGGGAAACUGUAACAUCACAGGUGCGGGCAGCGACAUCUGCUUCAUGCAGAAAAUCAAGGCCAGCCGCAGUGAGCCUGACCUCUACUGCGACCCACGGGGCACCCUGCGCAAGGGCACGCUAGGCAGCAAGGGCCACAAGACUAGUCAAAAUCGCUACAGCUUUUACAGCACCUGCAGUGGCCAGAAGACCACCAAGAAGUGCCCUGUGCGCCCGCCCUCCUGCACCUCCAAGCAGGAUCCAGUGUAUGUGCCCCCCAUCUCCUGCAACAAGGACCUGUCCUUUGGCCACUCAAGGGCCAGCUCCAAGAUCUGCAGUGAGGACAUCGAGUGCAGUGGGCUGACCAUACCCAAAGCUGUGCAAUACCUGAGCUCCCAGGACGAGAAGUACCAGGCCAUCGGGGCCUAUUUCAUUCAGCACACCUGCUUCCAGGAUGAAUCUGCCAAGCAACAGGUUUACCAGUUGGGUGGCAUCUGCAAACUGGUGGAUCUCCUGCGCAGUCCCAACCAGAAUGUGCAGCAGGCAGCUGCAGGUGCCCUGCGCAACCUGGUAUUCAGGAGCAACACCAACAAGCUGGAGACCCGGCGGCAGAACGGGAUCCGCGAGGCCGUCAGCCUGCUGCGGAAGACCGGGAACACCGAGAUUCAGAAGCAGCUGACUGGGCUGCUCUGGAAUCUAUCUUCCACCGAUGAGCUGAAGGAGGAGCUGGUGGCCGACGCCCUGCCUGUCCUGGCUGACCGCGUCAUCAUCCCCUUCUCCGGCUGGUGUGAUGGCAACAGCAACAUGUCCCGGGACGUGGUGGACCCCGAGGUCUUCUUCAACGCCACAGGCUGCUUGAGGAACCUGAGCUCGGCCGAUGCAGGGCGCCAGGCCAUGCGCAACUACUCUGGCCUCAUCGACGCCAUCAUGGCCUACGUGCAGAACUGCGUGGCUGCCAGCCGCUGCGAUGACAAGUCUGUGGAGAACUGCAUGUGCAUCCUGCACAACCUCUCAUACCGCCUGGAUGCCGAGGUGCCCACCCGCUACCGUCAGCUGGAGUACAACGCACGCAAUGCCUACACAGAGAAGUCCUCCACUGGCUGCUUCAGCAACAAGAGCGACAAGAUGAUGAACAACAACUAUGACUUCCCGCUCCCCGAGGAGGAGGCCAACCCUAGGGGCAGCAGCUGGCUCUACCACUCAGAUGCCAUCCGCACCUACCUGAACCUCAUGGGCAAGAGCAAGAAAGACGCCACUCUUGAGGCCUGUGCUGGUGCUCUGCAGAACCUGACAGCCAGCAAGGGGCUGAUGUCCAGUGGCAUGAGCCAGUUGAUCGGGCUGAAGGAGAAGGGCCUGCCCCAAAUCGCCCGCCUGCUGCAAUCGGGCAACUCAGAUGUGGUGCGGUCGGGGGCCUCCCUGCUGAGCAACAUGUCCCGCCACCCCGUGCUACAUAGGGCCAUGGGGAACCAAGUGUUCCCAGAAGUGACCAGGCUCCUCACCAGCCACACGGGCAACACCAGCAACUCGGAAGACAUCCUGUCUUCGGCCUGCUACACCGUGAGGAACCUGAUGACCUCGCAGCCGCAGAUGGCCAAGCAGCACCUGACCACCAGCAUGCUGCACAAUGUGGUCAAUCUGUGCCGCAGCAGCACUUCGCCCAAGGCUGCAGAAGCUGCCCGACUCCUUCUGUCCGACAUGUGGUCCAAUAAGGAGCUUCAGGGCGCCCUCAGACAGCACGGCUUUGACAGGAACAUGCUGGGGACCCUGGCUGGUGCCAACAGCUUCAGGAACUUCACCUCCCGGUUCUAAGAACAAGCUACCGUGCAAGUUCAGCUUGCAGG